GGUUGUUAAUGUUGAUUUCUCCUCUCUUCACUCCUCCUUUUUCUAAUUCUAAUUUCCUAUGAUGUUUUCAGCAUAUAAGGGUACAUUGAGAUACUUAAAUCAUAGAAAAAUGCUAAGUAGGUGUUAAAGCAUAAUUCCACAGGGCAAUAUAUUAUGGGUGCAUAUCUACUCAAACAUGGGGAAUUUUAUCUCAAGUGAAGAGAUACAUAUGCAUGCUUAUGUUUCACAUGGACUGUAUUAUAACUGAACAGCUAGAGAAGAGCAGUGCAACAUCUAUAUAUAGACUCAUGUACUUAAUGUACUCAUGUACUUUUUACCUCCCAUCAUCAUCAUCAUCAUUUUGAUUUUUUAUAUCUUGGUAAAUCCUAGGAACUCUUUCUACAGGGUCAGAUGCUUUUGUGAAGAGGAAAAAGGCUCGCUCCAUCCUUCCUCUCAGCACAUCUAUGGACCACAGGUCAAAAGAAGAACUGCACCAGGACUGUUUAAGAAUUGCGACUUUCUUACAUGCAAAAGAUUUGAAGGAAGAUUUGACAUCUUUUUCAAAGGAUCCUGUCCAUUUGGGACUAUUCACAGAUAGACCUGCCCUGUACAAAAUGAUGGAAGCAGAAGGAAAAAGCCACUUAGAGAAUGGACACUCAGAGUUAUUUCAACAGCUCAUGUUGUGGAAAGGAGACUUGAAAGGUGCUCUUCAAUCAGCUGCUGAGAGGGGUGAGCUAACAGAUCAGCUAGUGGCCAUCUCACCCAUGGCUGGCUAUCAAGUCUGGAUGUGGACUGUGGAAGCUUUUGUCAAGCAGCUUUGUUUUCAAGAGCAGUAUGUCAAGGCUGCCUCCCAUCUCCUCUCUCUCCAUAAAGUAUAUGAAGCUCUGGAGCUGUUGAAAUCACAUAAUUUUUUCAGGGAAGCCAUUGUAAUUGCCAAGGCUAGAUUACGGCCUGAAGAUCCUGUCCUGAAGGACCUGUACACUAGCUGGGCAGCAGUGCUAGAGAAAGAUGGCCAUUAUUCCAUGGCAACCAAAUGUUACCUGGGAGCAGCUUCCCCCUAUGAUGCAGCCAAAGUGCUGGCUAAAAAAGGAGAUACUGCUUCUCUCAAAGCUGCUGCUGAGGUGGCUCUGAUAGCGGGGGAAAGAGAUCUCUCUGUGACGUUCUCCUUCAGGUGUGCCCAAGAAUUUCUGUCUUCCAAGAACUGGGUUGGGGCACAAGAGGUCCUCCAGCAGCAUGAGAGCUUAUUGGGGCAUAGAUUGGUAUUCUGUCUUAAUGAAUUGCUUCACAAGUGCUUGAAUGAAAGGAAUUUCGUGGAAGCCAGAGGUCCAUCCACUCCUUGCUACCACAGCUGGUCAGUGAAGCAAGAUGGCUCUUUUGCAGAAAUGGUGAUUGGUGUAUGGCAGAGUAUAUUUGGUGUGAAUACUGUGGAACAGUCACAGGACAUAUUUGAACAGCUGAGAACUGUUGAGUAUCCUCCUACAACUACCAACACUCAUCCCAGGCAGCUCUUGUUCCAUAUUUCUCAUGAUCUGACCCUAGCCCUUUUGAGCAUUCAGACUUCUUCCUGGGAGGAGGCAGUGGAAGCUAUUCUUGGAGCGGUGACACGCAGCUUUGAUGCUGGAAACUUUAGUCUCAUGCAAGAUAUCUGCAGUCUUCUUUUUCCUACAGGAUGUGAUCAUCUGAGAUAUAACCUGGACCACACAGACUUGCAGAGCAUGGCAGCUCUCCAAAGUUUAGAGGCAUUUGUGGCUUAUGGGCAGCUGUAUGACCUGUGGUGGAAUCCACCUGGCAUUUCUGCCUCAAAGCAAUUGGGACUACUUUCUGAGGCUUGCUCUCCUGUGCAGUCUUUGCUUAGCCAAAACAAUACCAAAGUGGACUCUUCAUUUGAAGAAACUGCAGUUGAGGCCAAAAUCAAGGUUCACUCAGAUCCACUGAGUAAUGAUGCUACCUCAAAGACUGACCCAGCAGCCAUGUCAGGCCUAUCUGUAGAAAGAGAAGUGAAGCUCAAGGCCUGUAGAGUGCUCCUUUCAGCAGACCAUGCUGCAGUCCAGAGUAUACAGAGGGAUAUUUCUCGAGUUCAGCAGACUUUGGCAGACAUGAUCUGUCAGCAUCAGAAAAACAACUUCCACCAAAGUGCCACCUCUGAACAGGCUUUAGAGUCUGCAUCUCCAUCAGACCAGAUUCAGAGUAAAGACCAAGUGAAUGAACACAUUUCUCUACCAGAUCUGACAAAACAACUUACAGAAGCUAAUAAAAAGUUAGCAGAGUUUCCUGAGACUAUAAAGGCCUUCCGUUUCCCUGAUGUAAUGGAGUGCUCUCUUGUUUUUCUUCACAUGGGGGGUCAUGUGUCCAUCAUUCCAGAAUUACAGCAACAGUCAUUAGCCCUACUUAAUAAAUACAGUGGAACUCACAUAUGCAAAGAAGCUUGCAAAAAGUUCUUUUCAUGA
Sceloporus undulatus (fence lizard) is the source of this 2426-nucleotide messenger RNA. Its product is annotated as gem-associated protein 5-like. Bases 444 to 2426 code for a protein of 660 amino acids. NCBI's taxonomy places the organism in Eukaryota, Metazoa, Chordata, Lepidosauria, Squamata, Phrynosomatidae. The transcript is spliced from 11 exons. The record is from RefSeq and is a predicted model, not a curated record.